Scleropages formosus (Asian bonytongue) is the source of this 1760-nucleotide messenger RNA. RefSeq names its product wnt inhibitory factor 1 (gene wif1). Gene Ontology annotation, biological process: anatomical structure development. The record is from RefSeq and is a predicted model, not a curated record. Lineage: Eukaryota; Metazoa; Chordata; Actinopteri; Osteoglossiformes; Osteoglossidae. Bases 122 to 1264 code for a protein of 380 amino acids. Gene Ontology annotation, molecular function: signaling receptor binding. Gene Ontology annotation, cellular component: cell surface; extracellular region. The transcript has 10 exons.
CGCGGCGCGCUGCUCUCCUUUCAGUCCAGCGCCGGUGUCGGAGCACGAGCAGCGCACGCGGAGCCGAGCUCGAGCAGCAGGGAGCGGGACACCGAGCGAAGGAACGAGCCCACUGAGCGCCAUGGCCGCGCCAACAGCUGCAUCUCUACCCGUCAAAACGUACUUUCUUCUCAUUUUCAGCGGUUUGGUCUCGAACGCGCCGGCGCAGGACCAGAGCAGCGUGUACAUGUGGAUUGAUUCUAACCAAGCGAGAAUUCUCAUUGGUUUUGAAGAAGACAUUCUGGUCGUGUCGGAAGGGAAGAUGGCCCCGUUCACCGAAGACUUCAGGCGAGCGCAGCAGAGGAUGCCCGCCAUCCCCAUGCACAUCGACCACGUGAACUUCACCUGGCGCGUAGCGGGACAGGCUGAGUACUUCUACGAGUUUCAGUCCCUCCGGUCUCUGGACAAGGACAUCAUGGAUGACCCGACUGUCAAUGUUCCAUUGCUGGGGUCCAUCCCCCACAAAGCAUCAGUGGUACAGGUGGGCUUUCCCUGUCUGGGCAACCAGGAUGGAGUGGCAGCUUUCGAGGUGACUGUGUUGGUGAUGGACAGCGGGGGUAACAUCAUCCUGAGGUCCCCCCACAAUGCCAUCUUUUUCAAAACCUGUCAGAGAGCCAAAUGCCCUGGCGGGUGCCGAAACGGGGGCUUCUGCAAUGAGAGGCAGGUGUGCGAGUGCCAGGGAGGCUUCUACGGGCCCCACUGUGAGAAAGCCCUAUGCACCCCUGGCUGUCUGAAUGGGGGUCUGUGCAUGAGUCCAGGGGUCUGCAUCUGCCCCCCAGGAUACUAUGGCGUGAACUGUGACAAGGUGAACUGCAGCGCCUCCUGCUUGAAUGGGGGCACCUGUUUCCACCCUGGGAAGUGCAUCUGCCCCACAGGAUACAGGGGACAGCGCUGUGAGAUCAGCCGAUGCAGCCAGCCCUGUCAGAAUGGUGGGAAGUGCACUGGGAGGAACAAGUGCAAGUGUAGCAAAGGUUUCCAUGGAGACCUAUGCUCCAAAGCUAUUUGCGAGCCCGGCUGCGGAACACAUGGGACCUGCGUAGAGCCCAACAGGUGCCUGUGCAAGCAGGGUUGGCACGGACACCACUGUGACAAGCGCUACCAUGGGGGUAUUGUGACCCGGCUGCAGGCUUUGGGCCCAAAGCACAAGCAGCAGCUUCCUUCAGCCAAAGAGGCCAAAGACGUGGAUGAGAACAUAAGUCUCCUGGACACCAACUACGUCGUAUGAACCUGUGGACCCUGCAGCCUUUACCUUCCUUCCAGGACUAACAUCCCCUGUAGAAAGGUUUCUCUCUGACUUCAAAACCCAGACCUUGGUUUAGCCCAAUUCUUCAACCUUGAUUCUGUGUAGAUCUUACCCUCCACAACCCCAGCUCACAAGUCUGGUUCUAUCAAGCUUUUCUCAAACUUCCACCAAUAGCAGGGGAAUCUUUUCUGUCUCAUAUGCACAUCCUCUUACGUUUUCUGUUUGCCCCUGUCAGUCAAAUGCUGCUUCAGAAGCGUUUCCAUGCUCUCUGCAUGUAGGUUUCUUCUGAGGGGUGCCACUCCAGCAGUCAUGAGUCAUACUACUUUGUAUCCAGCUUUGUACAAAAAAAGAUAAAAGUUUUGGAACAACUGAUCAGUUUUGGUUUACAUAAAGAGGUCAGUGGUCUCACCACAAGAGGCAUAAAUCAUCGUCGGUGCUGCGUACCCUAAACAUACGGGUUUUGCCAUGAGUUUGAUGG